Molecule: messenger RNA, 312 nt
Organism: Wasmannia auropunctata (little fire ant)
Lineage: Eukaryota; Metazoa; Arthropoda; Insecta; Hymenoptera; Formicidae
Product: zinc finger protein 714-like
Exons: 1
Biological process (GO): regulation of transcription by RNA polymerase II
Cellular component (GO): chromosome
Molecular function (GO): chromatin insulator sequence binding
Source: RefSeq, a predicted model, not a curated record
AUUCAAAAGCCAUUUAAGAAAUCACAUUUUGACGCAUUUGCGAGUGGAGGAUCGCAAGUAUCAGUGCGAUAUAUGCCAGAAGAAGUUUACACGGAACGGUCAUCUCACUGUGCACAAGCGUAUUCAUAGUGGAGUACGGCCUUACAAAUGCGAUGUAUGCUCGUUCAGUUUCCGUCACUCGAACUCCAUGAAACUUCAUCGAAUGUCUAAGCACUUUAAGAAUGAAAGCAAACAUGCAAAAAAUACACUACCCAAGAAUAUACUGUGUAACAGAGAAAACUUCGUGUGCGAUUAUUGUGGAAAAUGCUUCAG